This is a messenger RNA of Caenorhabditis angaria, 936 nucleotides long. Lineage: Eukaryota; Metazoa; Nematoda; Chromadorea; Rhabditida; Rhabditidae. The record is from the annotation of a GenBank genome assembly.
AUGCUGGCCAUUCUCUUGACGAUCUACGAUUUUCUAAACUAUAAUUUUAUGAAGAUAUAUGCCAGGCUUAUUGAAGAAAAGGAGUCUCCGAUCAAAAAAUUGCCACCUGAAAUUCUAGGAGCCAUUUUUGCAAAAGUAAGUUUUACAAAAAAAAUUGAUAUCAUAUUUGCGCUGUUUUUCAGCUUGAAUUCGAAGAUGUUCAAAACUUCAAAAACUCAUCAAAGUUUCUCUGGGACUCUCAUAAAUUAGAACGUUGGAUGAUUGCUGGACCAACUUGUGAUGCAAAUGUGUAUUACAAUAAAAACAAGGAACUUCGAUUAGAAAUAACAAUUAUGGAAAAAACAAGAAUUAUUCCAUUUGAUCAAUGGAAUUAUUAUUUCAAAAAUUCGAAAUGCAACAAAUUCAGCAUGACUGUAGAAGAAGAAGAAAUUCCAUUAGAACUCUUGAAGAAAAUGUUGUGCUGUAAAUCGAUCGAGAUUUCAAUCUAUUCUGGAAAAUCAAUCAAUCAGAUGACUAUUGACACUCUUUCUGCAUAUAAACCUCAAAAUUUCGAAAUCGUUAUGAAUGACUGGAAUUUUAAAAUACAAAAUUGUUCCGAUCAUAAAUCCAUAUUUAUUCGUUGUCCAAAAAAUAUUGAAGAUGUUGUUGAAGCAAUCAAAUACACUUAUAAUUCAAUGAUUCGUUUAUAUCCGGAAAUUUAUGAAAAAAAUGAAGAUUCCUUGAUGGUUAGUUUAUUUCUAAACUUUUUCAUAUGUAUUACAAUAAAUAUGUUUUCAGAAAUGCAAAUCUAAUACUGAAAAUCUUCCUCGCUUCUCAUUUCAUUUUGCUCCAAAUUCACAACAAAAAGUUCGAUCAAUUGGACUUUUUUUGACGAACAGUCUUUCAGAUGUUUAUGGAUUUGAUGUGGGAUGCAGACCUUAUCAUUUUGCCAACUAA